AUGAUGGAAAAGUUCACGUGGCUAUUUAUCCUUCUAUCAGCGAUAUCAUCUACGGUACAAUUUAAUCUCGAAACAUGUCGAUAUCCAUUGGGCAUUGAAAAUGGUAAAAUCUUAGAUUCUGCAUUUUCGUCGAGCAGCCAUGCAAGCGAAGAGACUCGAGCAUCGAAAGCCAGAAUUCGAAGUGACAACGAUGGCUGGUGUCCAGAAAAUAAAGUAUCUUCAACAACGAAUGAAUACAUUCAGAUAGAUUUAGUAAAUCUAACUGUUAUCACAUUAGUUGAAUUGCAAGGGAAGUUUAGCCAAAAAUCGAAUGAACAUUAUGCUGAUGCAUUCCGAGUUGAAUACAGACGUAAUAGUGAACAACAAUGGAUUCGGUAUAAAGACUUCUCCGAACAAUAUGUGCUAAGUGGAAAUUCGAAUAGUUAUAUUCCAACGAUUCGCGAUAUUCUUCCUGCUAUUAUUGCUCGACAAAUUCGUAUCAUACCGAUGGUCAACGGGUUACAACCACGAUACAUUUGUAUGCGAUUAGAACUCUACGGUUGUGUAUAUGAAGAUGGAUUAAUGUCAUAUUCAAUACCACAAGGUGAUAAACGUGGUUUCAGCGCCCAGUUUUUCGAUGAAACAUAUGAUGGAGAAAACGACAAUGGAACGUUGAAAGAUGGUCUCGGACAAUUGACCGAUGGUAUUUUCGCUCAUGAUGAUUAUCAUUUAGCUGAUCUGAUUCAGGGUCAAGAUCAAAGUGGUUGUGAUUGGAUUGGCUGGAAACGCAAAUCUCCGGCGAUGUCUAACAUAAAACUUACUUUUCAUUUCGAUACAAUUCGAAACUUUUCAGCUAUGCGUAUUCAUACGUCCAAUCUUUUCACUCAUGAUAUAUAUCAAUUUUAUUCCAUCACAGUAACAUACUGCGAUGAUAUGAAUUAUCAUCAAAUGUAUUUCGUUAUACCAAAUGAUUAUAUCAAUACAAGUGCGCGAUUUAUUCAAGUUUCGUUCGCCGAGGAAAAAGAUGUUCUCAGCGAUUGUUUAAACAUCAUAUUAACAUUCAAUAGUCGAAGCAAAUGGAUAUUAAUUAGUGAAGUUCAGUUUGAUUCAGUACCGAUCUAUUUCAAUCAAACGGAGACGAUCAUAGACAUUGUUCAUCCGAAACCGAUUCCCAUAGACGAGAAAGUGACGAUUAUUCAUUAUUGGCAUUGGCUCUUUCUGGCAUUUACUCUAUUAAUUCUUCUUAUUAUUACAUUAGUUUGCGUAUACAUUCAUUGGAUGCAUGCCUAUCGGCAUCAUUGGAAACUGUCCAACAUAACAAAAUUUCAUUCAAAGUACCGAACAAUGCCACCGAUUGGUUGCUGUAUUAGUAACACGACUCCAUCAUGCGCAUCGACUAUUUCGAACAAUGAUAUUUGUCAACAAUUGAUUGUCUCAACGCCGGAAUCAGCACGAAGUAUGCAGAGUUCCGUAUGCAGUCCAAUGACAAUGUCAUCGAUUUAUCAAUCCAAUAUCGAUUCGUAUUUGACUGCCAUAUCGACUGAUGCAGCAAUGACGACACCAAAUCCCUAUUUUACGAUUGAAAUGUAUACGAAUGUCGCAUCCGAUUCAGCAAAUAACACACAUAUGCUACCAAAGAGUAUUCAAGGACCAUGUGGCAAUAGUACUUAUGAAUGUUUGUCAUCAGUGAACGACUUUUCAUCAACAUCAAUAAUUCCAUAUGUUAAUGAAGAACAAGUGAUUGUCGAGCAAAUUUAUUCUCCAAUCAAUGGAUCAUUUGGAUCUAUUUUCCGCGGUUAUCUUUCUGCUCAACAUUCAAACGAUAAUACACUGAAAGCAAUCUUGAUUAAAAUCUUGACCACAGAUAAAAGCGACGAAAAAAUACUUUUCGAUCAAGAACAUGAACUACUCAGUUCUCUUCAUCAUCCGAAUCUAGUUCAAUUCUACGGUUAUACAACUGAACAAAAUUAUGCAAUUAUUGAGCAUAGUGAUCUGGGCGAUUUGUACACUUACCUGUUCACAUCACACGAUAUUUCGAAAAAUAUUCGUUUGUAUAUCAUAACACAACUAUCGAAUGCACUUUGUUAUUUGGAAUCUAAUCGAAUCAUUCAUCGUGACAUAGCCACACGGAAUUGUUUGAUUUAUGCAAAUUUCGAAAUUAAAUUAACCAACACAGCUAUUGUAUCGGAACAAUUCCAAUCGCAUUAUUAUAGAAUCAAUCAGAUCUUAUUGCCCAUUCGAUGGAUGCCACCUGAAUGCAUUCUUCAUAAUCAAUUUACAUCACAAUCGGAUAUCUGGUCGUUUGGUAUUACACUUUGGGAAGUGAUGAGUAAUUGUUCAAGUUUGCCGUAUAGUCUACUGAACGAUGAAGAAGUUUAUCAGCGAUUGAAAACUUGUCAUGGAUUGCAAUUAUCGAAACCGGAAUGUUUAAGCAAAGAAUUGAUUGAUUUGAUGCUAGAAUGCUGGCGUCCUUGGAAUGAACGACCAACAUUUCAAGAGAUUUAUAACUUUUUCAAUAAACGUCUCUACGGGAUGAAUAUUAGCUGA
Messenger RNA from Adineta ricciae, 2526 nucleotides. NCBI's taxonomy places the organism in Eukaryota, Metazoa, Rotifera, Eurotatoria, Adinetida, Adinetidae. The record is from the annotation of a GenBank genome assembly.